Molecule: messenger RNA, 708 nt
Organism: Momordica charantia (bitter melon)
Lineage: Eukaryota; Viridiplantae; Streptophyta; Magnoliopsida; Cucurbitales; Cucurbitaceae
Source: RefSeq, a predicted model, not a curated record
AUGGCGGAGUUCCCAUGCUCUCUAGAACGCUCGGUCGCUUCUGCUCUGCUCCUCCUCUCCACUUCGCCGCCGCCUCCUCCGCCGUCUCCUCCGUCGAGGUCGGUUUCUCGAGACGAGUGGUUGUUUGAGGUGAAAAUCGAAGGAAAAUUAUCGAGAGAGUUGCCGGCGUUUUGUGAUUAUUCGAAGUCGUGCUCUUCGAUACUCACCGGAGAUGAAUCGUCCAAGACUCGGGAGCAGGAGCCGUUGUUGUUCUCUACAUCGGCUUAUGGCGACGAGCUAAAGCUCAAUGUCGUGAGAAAGAGUCGUUCGAAGCUCAUACGGAUAUCCGAGAACCGGAAUGCCUCUUCUGCUGACGAUGCUACCCUGUCUUCAGGCUCCGCGUCCUCGGAGACCUCUUGCUUGUCAAGCAGCUCAAAUGUGGUCACAAGCGCGCCAUGCCGUCGUCUGGUUACCAGAGCAGAGAAGAAGUUAGAAAUGAUUCGUCACGUUUGGAGGAAAAAGCAGGUGGCAUCGGCUCAUAUGCGCCGGCGGGCGGAAGCCAUUUUGAUGUACCUCUCCGGUGGCUGUUCCUCUGAAGUGAAGAUACGCCAAGUGCUCGGUGACAGCCCUGACACAAGCAAGGCUCUCAGAAUGUUGUUGAAACUGGAAGAGAUCAAAAGAUCUGGAACAGGUGGGCGCCAGGAUCCCUAUAUUUACAUGAUUGCUUGA